Messenger RNA from Thunnus maccoyii (southern bluefin tuna), 2393 nucleotides. RefSeq names its product serine palmitoyltransferase, small subunit A (gene sptssa). The transcript has 2 exons. Gene Ontology annotation, biological process: ceramide biosynthetic process. Bases 79 to 285 code for a protein of 68 amino acids. Gene Ontology annotation, cellular component: serine palmitoyltransferase complex. NCBI's taxonomy places the organism in Eukaryota, Metazoa, Chordata, Actinopteri, Scombriformes, Scombridae. The record is from RefSeq and is a predicted model, not a curated record. Gene Ontology annotation, molecular function: serine C-palmitoyltransferase activity.
GUCACUGCGGAAUUACGUAGAAAGGGGAAAAAACAGGAAAAAGGAAAAUAAUAAGUAGUCGUUUGUGAAGUUGGGACCAUGGCUCUGGGUGACUGUUGGAAGCAGUUAUCCUGGUUUUACUAUCAGUAUCUUCUGGUGACGGCGCUGUACAUGCUGGAGCCCUGGGAGCGGACGGUGUUCAACUCGCUGCUGAUCUCUGUGGCCGGCAUGGCCAUAUACACCGGCUACGUCUUCAUGCCGCAGCACAUCAUGGCCAUCCUGCACUACUUUGAGGUCGUCCAAUGACACGAUGACUCCACCCACCGGCUUCCUGUCUCUGGCUUCCUGUCCGUCCGUCCACCCGCCCGUCUGUCUGCGGUCUCCUGGGUUCAAGGUGGGGGAUUGUUUCCACACAUGUUGAGGCAGAACUUCUCCUCCUCCUUUCCAAAGCUACUUCAAUAUCAAAGGUCAAAGCUCUGAACGCCAUGUCGGACGAUGACAUCAUUCCACGGGGACGGCGUCUCCUCCACUCGUCUGAAUGAUUUGGGAUUGUGAGCAGCGUCAAGCUGUGAGACGGGGACAUUGGAAGGAGGUGCGCUUGGUUUCGUUUCUCAUGUUUUUAUCUUCUGAAAUCAAGCGCACCUUACAGGGUUUGAAGAUGAUGUGGUCGUGUGGAGUGACGGGACUGUUUUUUUUUUUUUAUUUCAUUCAGACAUCAAAGCGUUGUCGUCUUUUAUUCAGGGGCGGGAAACAGCAGCUUUGUAUGAGCCAAAUAUGAAUUUUAGAGCAAAAUCGGACUUCUGAAUGAUUGUUUUGUUGAAGCUGCUUUUUAAAGAAAGAACAUCAGUCAUUUUCAACCAGUUUCACCAUUUUCAACACACGCUCACCUUGUUGUGUAGCAACGACACACAUCACAACGCUAACGCCUGCUGCAACAGGUAGAAACACUACAUGAACAACAAGUUUCCUGUGUAAACAAAUGAUUACAUUCAGUAUCAGUUAGACAAAUAAUCAUGUGAAUAAAUACAAACAAAAUAUUUAUUGGCCUGUUUCAAUAUCAUAAGUUUGUUCAUUAUAAGUAAAAUGUGCCUCAUUUUUAAAUGUCCUUGUUUUCUUUUUCAUUUACAAAGUUUAUUUCAUGAUUUCACAGUUGCAACUAACUAUAAUCUUCAUUAUUCAUUAAUCUGCUGAUUUAUUUUCUCCAUUAAUCGUCUAUAAAACAUCAGGAAAUACUGAAAAGUGUCACAAUUUCAGUUUACUGGAACGUAAGACAAAGAAAAGCAACAAAUUCUCACAUUUUAGCAGCAUUUUUGCUUUAAAAUUGACUGAAAUGACCAAUAAAUGAUCAUAAUAGUUGCUCAUAUUCUCUCCAGUACAGCAUUAUAUACACUCCAUACUUAAUGUCUUUAUUUAUUUAUUGAAUAUUGAACAUCGUGAGUGUUCAUAGGAUGAUGAUGAGUUUAACUUGUGGUGCUCUCACAUCCCGAAACAUUUGUAUAUUUAUUAUUUCUUCCUUUCAGAAUGUAGCUAACUGGAAAACUGACUCCUCUAACUGGAAGUUUAGUCGUUUUAUUUUACUUCCUGCACAUAAACCUUCACCUAAAUAUUAAUUUUUAAACUGUUGGAAACGCUGCCAGUAACUCUGAACGUCCAGCUGAAACACUGAAUCCCUCACAAGGAGCAUGAUGGGAUAGCUGCCGGCGAGAGACACACGCAAAGGGGGCAAAGGUCAAGUGAUGGAGAAUUGUGACAUUGAUUUAUUGUAAGUAAACUUAAUUUUCAGCACCAAUUUUAUAUUAAUAUGAACCAAAUUUAGCUGAUCUUAGCAGCUGUUUCUACCCCAACAGAGACGUUUUCACCACAAAGUAAAAAGAAGCUAAAAUAAGUCACGUUUGGAUGAUGUUUAUGACUCAUUAAUGACGUCUUUUAAUUCAGAUUUCAACUGAAUUAGAGCCUGAAAAAUAAAACGGAAGCACAUUUUUCUCCUCUCCAGCAUCACACGAGGUUCGAGAGUAUUUAACGCCUCCUGUGUUGCUGCAUGUGUGAUGGAAAAUGGAUGAAAAACAGGUUGAAAAUGACUUUUUUUUUUUUGUGCUUUAAAUUCCAACUUUUACUUUGAAUCUCAAAGCAGUUUCAACAACAGUUUCCUCUUUGCACAGAAAUAUUUAAGAAUUUCCAUUUUUAUGUCAUCACAGGUUAUGAUAUGUGCUCUGCUACUGAUAUCCCUUUUUUUUUUUUUCCUCUGCAAAAUUGUGUAUUUUUCUCAAACUGUAUAUAAUCUUGUAUACAUAUUUGUAAAGUUUUGUAGUUGGAUGUGUUGGCGCGUAGAAUAAAAUAUUUGUGGUUUUUUGUGAGCUACUGACGCUAAAUACUGUUCUAUAACUGAAAUCAUUAAAGGGAUAUUUCACUAAAUG